UUCAUACAAAUUCAUGCAAAAUCUAUCUACUCUCAUCUGUGUAGAUAAACUCUCUCUUGUUUCUAUUAUUUGUUCUGCUUCUCUUAUGAUCAUCAUUUACAACUAAAGUUUGAAUGUUGGAGAAGAUGGAGAAAAUGGGAAAUCUAGCCUCCUCAAGCUCUAACCACAUUUUUUUCAACCCAUCCAUCCUGAUUGUUCAUCAGCAGAUCAUCUUGCAAUACCAAUAGCAUUUCAAAAUGACUACUUAGUUGAUAGAGAAGAUAGUGAAGGGGUAGCAACUUUGAAGAGUCCACUGAAAACAUGGAAAGUGAAGCUGAACGACUUCAUGUUUACAGAUGGUUGGCCAGAAUUUUACAAGGCUCAUGAAUUAAGUAUUUGAUAUUUUCUUGCGUUUCAAUAUGAAGGUCAUGAUUUGAUUUUUCGAGUUUGGGUUUUCGAUUUGAGUUACUGUGAAGUUGAGUAUUCAAUAACACCAUUGAUGUCCGAGGGUGAAGAUGAAAAUGAAAUGCAUUGUGGUGAAACUGGUAUUCAGGGAAUGGAUAGAACUGAAAGUAUAGGUACUAGUGAAGGGAAAGGCGAAAGCGAAAUCCAAGGCAGUAAGUUGAUGUCUUGUAAAAUUGAAGAAGAUAGUGAAGAAACUGAUGAUGAUUAUGAACCCGAAGAAAUUGAAGAUGAUAGUGAAGAAACUGAUGAUGAUGAUGAACCUGAGGAAGUUAGUUAUAGUGCAACCAGCGUUUCCAAGUAUCCGCAUUUCGUAACUACAUUGAAGAGUUACAACAUUGGCAGAUCUUUCUUGACAAUUCCGACGAAGUUUGCGCAAUCAAACAUUCCUGGUGAUGUAGGAGAUAUAAUUCUUAUAGAUGAAGAAGGGAAAGAAUGGCCAAUUAAACUAACUCGUCGCAGUGAUGGCUAUGGAGUCCAUUUUGGGUUUGGAUGGUAUGACUUCCAGGCAGAAAAGAGGUUAAGAAAAGGAGACAUUUGUCUGUUUGAACAAGAGAAUGAAGAUAAGUUGGAGUUCACAGUUAGCAUUAUUAGAAUUAGAAAGUGAUUAGUUUAGUAGUUAAAGAGCUGAAACUAGCUAUUGAGUUGUGUGUUUUUACUUACCAUGUUUGGGUAUGUCUACAUGUUGUUUGCCAACUGCAUUACAGCUGCAGUUGCAAUGUCAAGUGGUUUGAUAAUAGCAGGAAAUAUUUAAAAAC
Papaver somniferum (opium poppy) is the source of this 1199-nucleotide messenger RNA. Its product is annotated as B3 domain-containing protein Os03g0619600-like. NCBI's taxonomy places the organism in Eukaryota, Viridiplantae, Streptophyta, Magnoliopsida, Ranunculales, Papaveraceae. Bases 479 to 1048 code for a protein of 189 amino acids. Gene Ontology annotation, molecular function: DNA binding. The transcript is spliced from 3 exons. The record is from RefSeq and is a predicted model, not a curated record.